GGGGGGCUCCUGAGCACCGAGCGCGUGCGGCAGAUGCCCUGGCCCAAGGUUCACCUGCUGAGCUCGGCCCGCGUGACCUUUGACCAGAGAAUCUUCCAGAACACCUGGGGCGGCACCGAGCUGCAGGUGCAGACGGAGCUGGAGCGCGUGGAGCCCCCCAAUCCCCUCCCCCUCAUUUUGGGGGCGUCCCUGGGGGGGCUCCUCCUGCUGGCCCUGGUGGCGCUCGGCCUCUACAAGGUCGGGUUCUUCAAGCGCCGCUACAAAGAAAUGCUGGAGGGCAACGAGAGCCCCGGGGACCCCCAGGCCGCCAAUUAACUGCGAAUUAAUGAACAUUUUAAUUAAAAUAGUCAUUACAAAUUCAGAUUAAAUAGCAUUUUAAAAAA
This is a messenger RNA of Camarhynchus parvulus, 383 nucleotides long. RefSeq names its product integrin alpha-M-like. Gene Ontology annotation, cellular component: integrin complex; external side of plasma membrane. The transcript has 4 exons. Gene Ontology annotation, molecular function: integrin binding. Gene Ontology annotation, biological process: integrin-mediated signaling pathway; cell adhesion mediated by integrin; cell-cell adhesion. Bases 34 to 315 code for a protein of 93 amino acids. The record is from RefSeq and is a predicted model, not a curated record. NCBI's taxonomy places the organism in Eukaryota, Metazoa, Chordata, Aves, Passeriformes, Thraupidae.